UUGAAGACCAGAUGGAGCAGUCAUCCUUGUACUUUUGGGACCUUUUGGAAGGGAGCGAGAAAGCGGUGGUAGGAACCACAUACAAACAUAUGAAAGAUCUGCUGUCUAAAUUGCUGAACUCAGGCUAUUUUGAAAGUAUUCCCAUUCCCAAAAAUGCCAAGGAAAAAGAAGUACCAUCGGAAGAAGAAAAGCUAAUACAAUCAGAGAAGAAAAAACAAUUAUCGAAGACUGAAUCUGUCAAGGAAUCAGAGUCUCUCAUGGAACUUGCACAGCCAGAGAUACAACCGCAGGAGUUUCUUAACAGGCGCUAUAUGACGGAAGUAGAUUAUUCAAACAAACAAGAGGAAGAGCAGUGUUGGGAAGCAGAUUAUGCCGGAAAACCAAAUCUCCCUAAAUGUUGGGAUAUGCUUACUGAUCCCCAGGGUCAGGAGAAGAAACAGGAAUCCUUCAAGUCCUGGGAGUCUCCUGUCAAGCACCAGGAGGUCGCAAAGCCUGCGGUUUCCUUAGAACAGAGGAAACCAGAAAUUUCAAAACUCAGGUCUACUCUGCCAGAAGAGCAGAAGCAGCAGGAGGUCUCCAAAUCCAAGCCACCUCCUGGCCUGUGGAAGCAAGAAACGCCUAAAUCCAAGGCAGGAUACAUUCAAGAGGAGCAGAAGAAGGAGACACCAAAGCCUUGGCCAGUUCAGCUGCAGAAAGAGCAGGAUCCAAAGAAGCAAACUCCAAAGUCUUGGACGCCUGUGCAGAGCGAGCAGAAUAUCACCAAGUCGUGGACUCCUCCCCUGUGUGAAGAGCAGGAUUCAAAACAGCCAGAGAUGCCAAAAUCCUGGGAGAACAGCAUUGAGAGUCAGAAGCACCCCGUGACGCCACAGUCACAGAUUCCUCCAAAGUCCUGGGGAGCAGCUCCAGCAAGCCUGAUACCAAAUGAUCAGCUCCUGCCCAGGAAGUUUAAUGCCGAACCCAAAGAUGUGCCUAAGCCUACGCAUCAACCUGUAGGUUCUUCCUCUACCCUUCCGAAGGAUCCAGUAUUGAGGAAGGAAAAACUGCAGGAUCUGAUGACCCAGAUUCAAGGAACUUGUAACUUUAUGCAAGAGUCUAUUCUGGAUUUUGACAAACCUUCAAGUGCAAUUCCAUCGUCACAGCCGCCUUCAGCUGUUCCAGGUAGCCCCGUAGCAUCUACAGAACAAAAUCUGUCCAGUCAAAGUGAUUUUCUUCAAGAGCCAUUACAGGCUGCGUCUUCUCCAGUUACUUGUAGCUCAAAUGCUUGCUUGGUUCCUACUGAUCAGGCGUCUUCGGGAUCUGAAACCGAGUUAAUGACCUCAGAGACUGCUGAGGCAGCAAUUCCCCCAAGCAAGCAGCCGUCUUCACUAGCUUCUCCAAAUCCUCCCAUGUCAAAGGGCUCUGACCAGGGCUUCCAGUCACCUCCAGGAAGUAGUAGCUCAGUAACCAUUAACACAGCGCCCUUUCAAGCCAUGCAGACAGUAUUUAAUGUUAACGCACCUCUGCCUCCACGGAAAGAACAAGAAAUAAAAGAAUCCCCAUAUUCACCUGGCUACAAUCAAAGUUUUACUACAGCAAGUACACAAACACCACCCCAGUGCCAACUGCCAGCUAUUCAUGUAGAACAAACUGUCCUUUCCCAAGAGACGGCCAAUUUUCAUCCUGAUGGAACUAUUCAAGUAAGCAAUGGUAGCCUUGCCUUUUACCCAGCACAGACGAAUGUAUUUCCCAGACCUACACAGCCAUUUGUCAAUAGUCGGGGAUCUGUUAGAGGAUGUACUCGUGGUGGGAGAUUACUGACCAAUUCCUAUCGGUCCCCUGGUGGUUAUAAAGGUUUUGAUACUUAUAGAGGACUUCCUUCAAUUUCCAGUGGAAAUUAUAGCCAGCUGCAGUUCCAAGCUAGAGAGUAUCCUGGAGCGCCUUAUUCCCAAAGGGACAAUUUCCAGCCGUGUUAUAAGCGAGGAGGGACAUCUGGUGGUCCACGAGCAAACUCAAGAGCAGGGUGGAGUGAUUCUUCUCAGGUGAGCAGCCCAGAAAGAGACAACGAAACCUUUAACAGUGGUGACUCUGGACAAGGAGACUCCCGUAGCAUGACCCCUGUGGAUGUGCCAGUGACCAAUCCAGCAGCCACCGUCCUGCCAGUCCACGUCUACCCCCUGCCUCAGCAGAUGCGAGUUGCCUUCUCAGCAGCCAGAACCUCCAAUCUGGCCCCUGGAACUUUAGACCAACCUAUCGUGUUUGAUCUUCUUCUGAACAACUUAGGAGAAACUUUUGAUCUUCAGCUUGGUAGAUUCAAUUGCCCAGUGAACGGCACUUACGUUUUCAUUUUUCACAUGCUAAAGCUGGCUGUGAAUGUGCCACUGUAUGUCAACCUCAUGAAGAAUGAAGAAGUCUUGGUGUCAGCCUACGCCAAUGACGGUGCUCCAGACCACGAGACCGCUAGCAAUCACGCAAUUCUUCAGCUCUUCCAGGGAGACCAGAUAUGGUUACGUUUGCACAGAGGAGCAAUUUAUGGAAGUAGUUGGAAGUAUUCUACAUUUUCAGGCUAUCUUCUUUAUCAAGAUUGAAAGUCAGUACAGAAUUGACACUCGAAGGAUGAUGUUCUCAUUAGUGGGAUUAAAGGAAAAGUAGUCCUUGCCCUGGUGACUGAUUGGUUUAGGAAAGUAUUUUCAUUCCUAGAGGAAAGAGGAGGUCCUUACUUUUUUGUUUUCCUCCCCAAGGUGAAAAAUUUCAAGCUGAAUGACAAUUAGCACUAAUCUGGCACUUUAUAAAUUGUGAUGUAGCCUUGCUAGUCAAGCUGUGAAUGUAUAUUGUUUGCACUUAAUCCUUAACUGUAUUAACGUUCAGCUUACUAAACUGACUGCCUCAAGUUCAGGCAAGUUACAAUGCCUUGUUGUGCCUCAAUAAAAAAGUUACAUGCAC
Otolemur garnettii (small-eared galago) is the source of this 2919-nucleotide messenger RNA. It is a transcript of the gene CAPRIN2, whose product is annotated as caprin family member 2. The transcript is spliced from 14 exons. Gene Ontology annotation, molecular function: signaling receptor binding. Bases 12 to 2564 code for a protein of 850 amino acids. Gene Ontology annotation, biological process: positive regulation of canonical Wnt signaling pathway. Lineage: Eukaryota; Metazoa; Chordata; Mammalia; Primates; Galagidae. Gene Ontology annotation, cellular component: cytoplasm. The record is from RefSeq and is a predicted model, not a curated record.